Salarias fasciatus (jewelled blenny) is the source of this 2032-nucleotide messenger RNA. It is a transcript of the gene mrps30, whose product is annotated as mitochondrial ribosomal protein S30. Lineage: Eukaryota; Metazoa; Chordata; Actinopteri; Blenniiformes; Blenniidae. Gene Ontology annotation, biological process: translation. The transcript is spliced from 5 exons. Gene Ontology annotation, cellular component: mitochondrion; mitochondrial large ribosomal subunit; ribosome. The record is from RefSeq and is a predicted model, not a curated record. The coding region runs from base 34 to 1317 and encodes 427 amino acids. Gene Ontology annotation, molecular function: structural constituent of ribosome.
AGCGGAAGUACAAGUCGAGGUCGUCGGAGAAACAUGGCGGCCCGCAUAAGGCUGUCCUUGCUGGUUCCAAAAAACUCAUCUCUACUAGGAAUCCAAAGGCGUGUUCACACCGAAACCGCCGCCAAGGAGCCCGCCUACCCCCCCAUAGUCGCCUCUCUCACGGCGAAAAGCAAGUCGGCCCGGCUGCGGCAGGUCGAGGAGCAGGUGAAGAAGAUCCGCGCCUCGCCCCUGGAGGAGAAGCUGUCCCUCAUCACUCGCAUCCAGCGCAAGAAGUUUGUGGUGUAUCCCCAAACCUUCGCCCGGAACGCGGACAGAUGGUACCAGCACUUCACCAAGACCGCAUACAUCCCGGGACUACCCGAGAAAUUCACCGCGGCGGCGGCGGACGGACCGGACGCUCCGGCCGGGACUCGAGCUGCUGUGCCGGGCAUAGAGGAUGAGGCGUUUGCGGAAAUCCGCUCGUUGGUGCAGCGUGUGAUCCUGCAGGAGCACUGGCACGUAAAGAGACGCAGACCUUUCCUGUACAGACACCAGCAGCAGACCGUCGGACCUUUUCUCAGAAACCUGGUGAAGGAACUGACCCUCCGUGUGGCCCUGCACAACCCGCCGCUGCUCCACUCUAGUCUGGAUUUCAGUCCUGCGGUGAACUUUUAUUGGAGGAGAGGUCAGAGAAUCAUCCCAAAGGGUCACCGGAGAGGUCACCUGGAGCCGACCAGGUUCCAGAUCGACGACCGACCGCUCUGCCAGAUCAGGAUAACCGAGCGACUGCCUCAGUUUGCUCCGCUGGAGUCUUCAUAUGAAGCCGAGGUGCCAGAGGUCAACUUAAGACCCGACCUGAUGCCCUUGUUCAGACGACAGUAUGACAACCACAUUUUUACAGGUGCGAAGCUGCCAGACCCGGCGUGCUACGGCCACACUCAGUUCCACCUGGUGCCUGAUCAGUUCCACAGAGACCGCAUGGCUCGGCUGCAGCAGUCUGACCAGGUGGAGGUCUUCCUGCGAGCCAACGGGCUCGCCAGCCUCUUCGCCUGGACCGGGGCUCAGGCCAUGUACCAGGGUUUCUGGAACCACGAGGAUGUGGACCGGCCUUUCGUAUCCCAGGCCGUGAUCACAGACGGUCACUUCUUCUCCUUCUUCUGCUACCAGCUCAACACCGUGGCGCUCUCCGUGGAGACGGACGCCAACAACCCCAGGAAGAACCUGCUGUGGGGGUCCGAGUCGCUGCGACUGUAUGAGCGGGUUGAGGAUGGGGAGGUGGUGGGCCUGAACGACCACGUCCUCGCACUGCUGGUUCACUUCCUCAUGAACCGGCCGUAGAGGCACGCAGCGAGUGAAUGUUUCAUCAGGAGGCGAAAAGAGGGAAACUUCCACCAGGAAAUUAAACGAAAAAACACUUACACACAUUUAUAAACAGUGCAGAGCUCUGAUCGAUCAGAAAGCAACGUGUGAGUAAUCACUGCAGACUUAGUGCACAUCAGUCAUUGUGAAGGAGCGUUCUCCCGCCCACAGCAGCUGCAGCCUGGGCCGAACGAUCAGAACCGAAGCUGCUGCAGUGAAACGCCACGUCAGUGCAGCAGACGUGCUGAACAGUGUUGUGAAUGUGACCUUGAUGUCUUUCAUGGGCCGCAAGUUAUUUUGCAGGAUGUAUUUAUGAAGAAUAAAAUUGCUCAUUUCAAACCCACAGCUCUUCCUCACAUUAAUGAAAACAUGUUAGAUUUAUGAGUUUUUAGCUCGGCAUUACUGCAACAUGGUUGGAAGUCAUGAAGUCUCAAAUAUUCACUCUCAGUAGAAAAUGUUCUCACCUCAAGGUAAUCCCACCAUACUUGAAAUAUGAAAUAUGAAAAAGCCUUCAUGGUCUGUCUUUGACCAUGUUCUCUUUGACUGUUUAACUUGUGUAAAUAUUACAGAUGUUUCCAUCUUUUUGCAUUAAACUGCAGUAAUUUUAUGGCAAAUUCUCUGUGGAACACUAGUUUUGGUGUUAAAUUAUCUGUAAGCAUAACGUACUCAGAAUGUUUGAAUCCAGGUCAAGAGA